CGGCGGGCUUCGAGGGUCUUUUCCCCCCCAACGGUGCUCCAAUCCUUGCGGUGCCUGCUGGGAAGCUCCAGAACAGGAGGGGAGGUGCGGACAGGUGCCCAGACCUAGUGCUCCUGUACCCUCCUGCUCCCGCGAAGAAUGCCCCGUCCUUUACGCACCGCGCUCCCCAGAGCCAGAGAAGCUCCGAGAGCUCUAAAACUUUUCCGAGACUGCGCCCCGGGCUUGGCAAACUUUAGCAAGUUCCUGCUCCAGGAGUCCCGCGGGCUGCGCGCUGGCCCGGCGCAGGCGGAGCGGCUGAGGAGCAAAUGAUGGGCGCCUUCAGCUCCUUCCUUGCCAAGAUCAGACAACGCCCCCUACCACCCUUUGCGGGCUGGCGCUCCCUGGGGCUUGCCUCUGCGCUCCCGCGGACUCGUACGCCUCCUCUGAGCCGUCGGCCGUGAGUGAAUUCGAAUCCGGCGGUUUUAACAGGCGCAGUUGGAGACGCAGCGGUCUGGGACUUGCAUCUGGCCGGGCAGGGGAGGGGUGCUUCCUAGGCUCGGUUCCAAGGUCUGAGUUUUAAGGAAAGGUCAGAGAUCCUUCCUUAAAUGUUCUUGGACUCAACCCACUUGAAUGUGGACACCGCGAAAGCAGUAAAGGGAUCCAAGCGAGUGACUUAGGAGGCACCGCGCGUCUCUCAGAAAGUUCUCGAGAAUACGGUGUCGGUGAAACCUGGUUCCUCCCCUUUUGGGAAUGAAACUUGCUUACCGCCUAGGCUAAAAGCCAUGGCGAGUCAGUUGACUCGGAUAGCGGUGCCGACGGUGGCACCGAGGCACGGCUGUCGCAGGAGGUGUCGCAUUCAGCGAAACCCUUUCGCACAAGUCGCCAGGCCGGAGGAGCCGAGUGGGAGGGGAGUAGGAGGAGGACGAGGAAUUUGAAGAGCACAGUUUCCCCGGCCAGAACAUCCCCCCGACGAUGGCCGAGGACAGCAGCAGUACCAGGGAGUGCGUGUCCUUCAGUGUGCUCAACUGGGAUCAGGUCAGCCGGCUGCAUGAGGUCCUGACUGAGGUCGUGCCCAUCCACGGACGAGGCAACUUUCCAACCUUGGAGAUAACCCUGAAGGACAUCGUCCAGACCGUCCGCAGCCGGCUGGAGGAGGCAGGCAUCAAAGUGCAGGACGUCCGGCUGAACGGCUCUGCAGCUGGACACGUUUUGGUCAAAGACAACGGCUUGGGUUGCAAAGACCUGGACCUGAUCUUCCACGUGGCUCUUCCCACCGAGGCAGAAUUUCAGCUGGUCAGAGAUGUGGUUCUGUGUUCCCUUCUGAACUUCCUGCCCGAGGGCGUGAACAAGCUCAAGAUCAGCCCCGUCACUCUCAAGGAGGCCUAUGUGCAGAAGCUGGUGAAGGUUUGCACGGACACAGACCGCUGGAGCCUGAUUUCCCUCUCCAACAAGAACGGGAGGAACGUGGAGCUCAAGUUUGUCGACUCCAUCCGGCGUCAGUUUGAGUUUAGUGUGGACUCUUUCCAAAUCAUCCUGGAUUCUUUGCUUUUCUUCUACGAUUGCUCCAAUAACCCCAUCUCUGAGCACUUCCACCCCACCGUGAUCGGGGAGAGCAUGUACGGGGACUUUGAGGAAGCCUUUGACCAUCUGCAGAACAGACUGAUCGCCACCAAGAACCCAGAAGAAAUCCGAGGUGGGGGGCUUCUUAAGUAUAGCAACCUUCUUGUGCGGGACUUCAGGCCCACGGACCAGGAGGAAAUCAAAACUCUGGAGCGUUACAUGUGCUCCAGGUUUUUCAUUGACUUCCCAGACAUCCUCGAACAGCAAAGGAAGUUGGAGACCUACCUUCAAAACCACUUCGCUGAAGAAGAGAGAAGCAAGUAUGACUACCUCAUGAUCCUUCGCAGGGUGGUGAACGAGAGCACCGUGUGCCUCAUGGGCCACGAACGCAGGCAGACCCUGAACCUCAUCUCUCUCCUGGCCUUGCGCGUGCUGGCAGAACAGAACAUCAUCCCCAAUGCCACCAACGUCACCUGUUACUACCAGCCAGCUCCUUACGUCAGCGAUGGCAACUUCAACAACUACUACAUUGCCCAUCCUCCAGUUACCUACAGCCAGCCUUACCCUACCUGGCUGCCCUGUAACUAACCUUGAGACCUGAGGGUUCCUGCAGUGGGAACCCUGUAGGGCAAGGGCUCUCAGGUAGGGGAGCCUCCUCCUAGAUGUAGGUGUUUGGCUUUUAAAGGGGAACUCAGCUCUGAUUCUGCUUUUUUUUUUUUUCCUUUGUGUACCCAUUGGAAUGGGUCUGCAGUAUAUCAUGAGCCAACCCUAAAAAAAAAAAAAAAAGACCCAUAUAACAGUGCCACUUUGGAAAAUGCUAUAGGAAGUGUGACCUAUCCACAUCUUUCCAAGAUAGACACUAACAUGUCACAUCCCAAAGGUCAGCACAUGGGGUUUUGAGCUCUGUGCAAUACUUGGGAUUGGGAGUGCUUGGGCAGCAGAUGAGAAGUUUUAAGCUACUUCUUCUCAGCUGAGCCUGGAGGAGGCUAUGUUGGCCCUCACUCGGGAUUCUCAGCAAUGACACGAACCUAUGUUGUGCUGAUAAUCUCUCUUGUGUCAGUUUUAGUCAGGCAGAAAACGAUAAACAUGAGGGUGCUCUUAUGACUUAAUUUUUGUUCACAGGACUAAAUUGCAUAUGUCUAGUUCCUGUCAGCAGAGCUGAGAAUUUCUUUCAUCAAUAAACCAAAGCCAAUAGCUGGAGACUUGAGAUCUGGUUGGAAGUGGUUUAUGGUUUAGAUGCUGUGCUAUCUUGAGGAAUUAUGAAAUAUUGCUGAGAAAAAGAAAGAUGACCUUUUCUUGAAAUGUAACUUGAAAACAAAAUAAAAUGUGGAACAUAA
This is a messenger RNA of Marmota monax (woodchuck), 2876 nucleotides long. It is a transcript of the gene Tent5c, whose product is annotated as terminal nucleotidyltransferase 5C. Gene Ontology annotation, biological process: mRNA stabilization. The record is from RefSeq and is a predicted model, not a curated record. Bases 952 to 2127 code for a protein of 391 amino acids. NCBI's taxonomy places the organism in Eukaryota, Metazoa, Chordata, Mammalia, Rodentia, Sciuridae. Gene Ontology annotation, molecular function: RNA binding; poly(A) RNA polymerase activity. The transcript has 2 exons.